CACCAGGACAUAACAUAAAGACAUCACCAGGACACGACAGUAGACAUCCCCAGGACACGACAGAAGUCAUCCCCAGGACACGACAGUAGACAUCACCAGGACACAACAGAUAGACAUCACCAAGACUCCGAGAUAGACAUCACCAGGACACAACAGAUAGACAUCACCAAUACUCAGAGAUAGACAUCGCUAGGAGAAAAUGUAGCCACACCACGACGCUUUCUCGUUGUAGACAAAGAACUGGAUACACUUAUAAACUCAGUGUAAAUGAUGUUGCUAUGGAAACUAGGCAUUACUAUGGAAAUCUAAUUAAUUUGCUUCGGACGAUAAUGGUUUGGGUUUCAGAACGACUGAUGAUUGCUGCAAAUUACCAUUUCGUGUAUAUGGUUUAAAAACAAUAGAGCACGUAUUCAAAGUCGGGAACUAAAACCGAUUUCUUGUAUUCUCGGUCAGGUCAUUUUAAUCCUCUGUAUUUUUAACAGGGUUGACCUAGUGUAAUUUUAUACAUGUGUAACUGUGUUUGUGAGUGUGAUUGUGCAUUUUACUUGAACGCCUGGCACACAAGCCUAUCUGUAUCAUGGGAGACUAUCAUCAUAGCAAUUGGAUUUAUAUUUUUACUUUAAAUGGUUGAAAUAGAAUAUCGACUCUAAUUCACUCCUUGAUGGUCACCUGUUGAGCAUUGAAAAAGACACACAUUAGGAAAAUGAGUCAAGUUGUGGAACAUCUUGUGCAUACAAAGCGACUGAAUGAUGAGGCGAAUCGCCAAAGGGGGCAGGAAGAGGAUAAGAAGGACCUCCCACCUGUGUUCAACAAACGCUUGUUUGCAACCCAAGGCAACGUUAUCAUUACAAGAGAGGCACAAAGGGUGAUGAUUCGUAACGCGAAGGCUGUCGAGGAGGGCGUAGACCGGAAGUUGACAAAGUCAGAACUGCUCUCAAUGAGGACAGUGGUGGACGGUCUGAAACUUAUACACAAAGGUCAGGAUUACAUCAAAGACGCCCUAAGUCACGUGGUGACUAGGGAAGACUACAAAGAAUUUGAAUAUGUGGUUAAGAAACCAUGGGAGGAUAGGUUAUCGUGCUAUUAUAUUGUGCAUGGUGCCGUUGAGGUCACGUACGAUAUGAGCUCAACAGAAUCCAGAAACGUUUAUCAACCUAACAUUAUCUACAGUCAUGGCACGGGGGAAUAUCUGGGUAUGGCUAAUGCUGAGAGCAGGGAUGAAGAUAUAUCGCCACCGGCUACUGUCUUCACUAAAGAGAGGUCAGAAGUUCUUAGAAUAGACCGUGAACGGUUUCACACCAUCGUAGAAAAAACGACAGAUGUGCUUAACAAUGAAAUUAGGACAUAUUUCAAUUAUGGUGAAAGUGUAUUCAAGGAGAUGCCCAACAGUUCCAAAGAGAAGAUAUUUCCACUCAUAGAAAAACAGGAAUAUCCUCCAAAUAAAGUCAUCAUCGAGCAAGGAGAGAUCGGCGACUUCCUGUUUAUCAUCAAAUCUGGUCGAUGUCAGUGUGAGAGGAAUGUGUACAUCACAGAGUCAGAUAUAACGGCGCUGUUCUACCUGUCCUGUCGGGAACCAGAUGACUUCUUCGGCGAGGAAUGCCUGUUAGAUAUGGAGCCAAGUUAUGCCAGAAUAACAACAACGAGUUUGACAGUGUGUUACAAGAUCCCGAGAGUAGCGUUCCAGGUCCUCAGCAAGGACAUCCUGGUACGGUUUGUAGAGGAACACAGACACGACUUCCCGCCGGAACACUCUCUGAUGGAUCGUGGAUAUCGGAACACUCUAUGGAACAACUACAAAUUCUACAGGAUCAAAGAGACACUCAAGGAAAAUGGAAAGCUCCACUAUAUGUGUACGUCAAAUGGAUGCGAUGUUAAUUCUAGGCCCCCUACUGCAAGUGACCAGUACAAAGAGAACAUGUACAGAUUUAUAAUGAAAGGAGCACAGUAUACGCCAUUCCGUGUCAAAUCGGCCGUUUACCCCAGCCGACAAACAAGUCCGUCAAACAAUCAUCGUCGUCGGCCAGCCACGGCAAUGGAGAGAACGACGAGACCCGAUCAUGAUGACGCCGACGAUGACUCUAACGACGACGCAGAAGAUGACGCAGAUAUAAAUGAUGAUAAUGACAACGAUGGUGCAAUAUUAGAGCCAGAGAAAGAUGACAAUGGAAAUCAAAGAUCUGACAGCAAGCUUCUUGGAGCGGAACUGGCACGAACGCUAGAAAAACACUACUCAAAGGUUAACGUCAAGAAAAUUCGAAAUGUACUGAAGGGUAUCGAUGACAAAGAGGCUCUUCUGGAUCUUUUGGACGAAACUAGUGAACUGAGCAAGCAUCUAAAGAAAGCAUGGGAGACUACAGAUGUACCCGCAGAGGAAAAAGAGGGGUUCAUGAAAAAUGGCGUUCUUGUGACAAUGAAGUCUGAUGACAUCGUACGAAAGGCAAUGGCGAUGGCAGAUAAACAGGUUCACCAGAGAGGCAAGGGCAACAAACAAGAGGAGGAUUGGGACACAAUACUGCAAGCUGAGAACAACCAGGCCAAAUUCAUGAUGUCGGCCAACAAAAUGAGAAUCAACCUCCUACGAGACAAACUUAUGGCCAUUGAUAAAAAGAGGAAGAAAACCAUCCAACAGCGGAACAGAAGUGGAAGCAAGGUAGAAUACAAGUACACCCCUAGUAAGUUCUUACAGGACACUGGUGAAGAAGAAGCUACGGAGACUCCACGUCCGUCCAUUACGAACACACCGGCAUCAGCUCGAUCUCCAAUCAUAGAAAAGACUCCGCUGACACUUCGACAGAGAUCCCUAGAGGAUUGUACUAAGCGGAUCCAGGAGGCAGGAAAUACUGACCAGGAUGUCUCCAGUGAAAAGUGUGCAAUACAGACCAGACCCAGCAGUGCAAUAGUGACAAGGCGAGAAGCCAAGCUCCGCCGUCGACGUCACUUCGGCUCUCAAGGUUCUACAGAAACUCUACUCAGGAAAUCGAACCAAAGCCUUGGACACAAUCAGAACUCCAUCAUAUAUCGAAUAUGAUAUACAUUCAUACAUUUACAGCAUACACAUUUUGCAGAGGUACUAUUUUGCUGUAUCCCGUGAAUAAAUUGUCCGUAUGAUGCCAUUAGUUGAGAGAACUGAUUUCGAGAGCUUUUAUCUCACUGGAUUGAUCCCAGGAACAAAAUUUUGAAAGUAAUUCACUCGUUUCAAUGUAUACAGUAUAGUGCUACUUUGGUGCAAAUAUAAUCUUUACAUUUCUCAUUGUUAAGUUUUGUUGUAUUGUAUAUUACAUAUAUCCUGAUUAACUUGUAGAUUGCGAACUGAUAACUAUGUAUAAAUCACAAGAUGUCAGUUUGGACUGUAGUGAUCAAUAUAAUGACAAAAAUGUAUCCAAGGUGUCAUGAUUCUUCUGGGGAGAAUAUGUCCGAAGUUCUGUUUCAUCCGACCAACGCUUCGAGGUCAUAGUGGUAUAAUCGAAAUAAAACAUUGGUUGAAUCAUUACUCUUACUUUCAUUCAUCAUUGAAAACAUACGUAGGUUCAAGAUAAAAUGUCUAAAAAACGACCUGUGAUUCAGGUCGCUUUUCCAACUUACACUAGCACUAUUGCAUGAACAAGACACUACACGGGACAAAUUAAAUAGGAAAGUCCGCGAUUUUAAAUGUCAUGUUCUAAAAUAUGAUGUUGUAUUUUUUUUAUCUAAAAGCAAUUGAAGCCUCGGUGCACUCACUGACAACACUCCUCGUCGCAUACAUCAGAUGUUUCUUAGUCUACAUAUGAAAAUAAUCAGCCCCUAUCUGAUUUUACGAACGUCGAACAUUCGUCCAUGACCAAGUUUGUCUUAACUCCAUUGUCUCCAUGCCAGACAUUAAAUAAUUUGGAAUCGAUCAUAUUUCCAUAAUUAUCAAAAUUAAAACCAAAUAUUUGUAUGUUCCUGUAUUAAAAAUGAUAACCUUUCGAUAAUAUUUACAAAAAAUACUCAUACAAUUGUUCUACUAAACAUAUUAAAAAAAUCAUAUUGAAAUGUCAACUCAUCUAUUAUUACUGAAAAAUCGAUGAAGUUGAUAUAAACUUUAUCUAGAAAAAAAACGUUUAGUCAUUGGGCAGCAUAACGUCUCUCAACUCAGUCAUUGGGCAGCAUAACAACUCUUAACUCUAUAAAAUAUUCAAGUGUGAAUGACAGCACCUAUUGCGUGUAAAAUGAGUAUCCAUGCACAUAUAACUAUGUUGUAGAUUAGCAUCUGUGUCUAUGGCCGAGUUCAGUAUCGAUGUUUAACGUAUGUUUGUGAUUGGUUCUACCAUUAGAAUUUACAGCAUAACAAUGACAUUAGACUUUAAGAUUAGCACUUCUGUUUAAGGAAUGUCUUGUAAACUGUGUUUUAAUUUUGUUCAUGUCGAAUUGUUGACCGAUAUAUUUGUUCAUUUAUGUAUUUCCAUUUUGUGAUAUUCUUGUUGAUUUCAGUAAAAACAUAACAUAAAA
Molecule: messenger RNA, 4467 nt
Organism: Mizuhopecten yessoensis (Yesso scallop)
Lineage: Eukaryota; Metazoa; Mollusca; Bivalvia; Pectinida; Pectinidae
Exons: 15
Coding region: 704-3028 (774 amino acids)
Source: RefSeq, a predicted model, not a curated record